This is a messenger RNA of Homalodisca vitripennis (glassy-winged sharpshooter), 1564 nucleotides long. It is a transcript of the gene AnxB10, whose product is annotated as annexin B10. NCBI's taxonomy places the organism in Eukaryota, Metazoa, Arthropoda, Insecta, Hemiptera, Cicadellidae. The coding region runs from base 177 to 1139 and encodes 320 amino acids. Gene Ontology annotation, cellular component: cytoplasm. The transcript has 9 exons. The record is from RefSeq and is a predicted model, not a curated record. Gene Ontology annotation, molecular function: calcium ion binding; calcium-dependent phospholipid binding.
GCGACGCAUUGGUUGGCCACACUGAAUGGGAGUGUCGUCACUCUGUCCAACGGGAUACGGGAAUGGAAUGAAAAUAGCACAAGGAAAUAGUAGUGUAGGCAUCGUCAGUACACUCCACAGUUGGGCUUCGUUUCCGCCAACAAGAUAAGAAACUCUCAGUGUUUCCUGCAUUAAUCAUGAACUACUACAGGUCAGAGCCGACUGUGGUGCCAUUCAAUGGAUUCAACGCGGCUGAGGAUGGAACUGCGCUCCGAGCCGCCAUGAAGGGGCUAGGCACGAAUGAGCAGGCCAUCAUAGACAUUCUCACCAAGCGUUCCAAUGCCCAGCGUCAGCAGAUUGCCAAGUUCUUCACUGAGGAGUAUGGCAGGGACCUCAUCAAGGAUCUGAAGAGUGAGCUAGGGGGCAAGUUCGAGGAUGUGAUCGUGGGCCUAAUGUCGCCCCCUGUGGAGUACCUCUGCAAGGAGAUCAACAGGGCCAUGAAAGGAAUGGGCUGUGAUGAAAUGGCCCUCGUAGAGAUACUCUGCACUCGCAACAACAAAGAGAUCAAGGAGAUCAACGAAACCUACGAGAAGUUGUACGACCGCCCGUUGGCUGAGCAUGUGUGCAGCGAGUCAAAGGGUGACUUCAGAAGAUUCCUUACUCUUAUUGUUACAGCUGUACGUAACCCUCCUGGUCAUGUAACUCCUGAUAAAGCCAAGGAACAGGCUGAAGCUCUGUAUGCUGCAGGUGAGGGUAAGUUGGGGACCAACGAGGAGGUGUUCAACAAGAUCCUGGCCCAUGAGAGCUACGAGCAGCUGCGCUUGGUGUUUGACGAGUACAAGAACAUCUCAGGGCGUACACUGGAACAGGCCAUCAAGGAUGAGCUGAGCGGGCCCUUGCAUGAUGCCAUGAUGGCUGUCGUGCAAUGUGUUCAGAACCCGUUGACGUUCUACGCCAAACAGCUCCACGACGCCAUGGCCGGAAUGGGCACCAAGGACUCGACACUCAUCAGGAUCAUCGUCAGCCGCAGUGAGAUCGACCUCGGAAACAUCAAGAAGGAGUACGAGCGACUCUACGGCAAGACACUGGAGAGCGUCGUCAAGAGUGAAACAUCAGGGGACUACAAGAAAGCUAUGGUGUCUUUGAUCGGCGGUCCUUAAACUAUUCGUCUUCGUUUUCAUUCCUUUACCCAGCGAUUUUAAACUUUAAACUUUGUGCCUGAACAAUAUAAGAAAAAGUUAAUUAUAUAUCUCAGGUUAUAAUUAUAUGUUAUAUUCCUUGUUAUAAAACUGUUAAGAAACAAAACCAGAUAAUGUUCAUAUAAAUUGUACGUAAUGAUGUAAGAACAUAAUUUUUAAGGUACAGUACUUAGUUUUAAAUCUUAGUUUGUUUUAAUCUUACAUGUUGUCAUGUCUUCGUGCAUUCAUUUGCAUGAAUCUCAGGUUGCUUGAUCUGUUUUCAAAUGUCCUUUUAUAAAUGUUAUAUAUAAAUUGUAAUAUGUUGUGUGCAUUUAUAUUGGAAAAAAUAUUUUACAUUAUGAAUACAAUUUAUUCAAUGUUACUAAAUAAAGUAUUUGUUGUUGUAA